Anolis carolinensis (green anole) is the source of this 1773-nucleotide messenger RNA. Its product is annotated as hepatocyte nuclear factor 4-beta. Gene Ontology annotation, molecular function: RNA polymerase II cis-regulatory region sequence-specific DNA binding; zinc ion binding; nuclear steroid receptor activity. Bases 147 to 1529 code for a protein of 460 amino acids. Gene Ontology annotation, biological process: cell differentiation; positive regulation of transcription by RNA polymerase II; anatomical structure development. The record is from RefSeq and is a predicted model, not a curated record. Lineage: Eukaryota; Metazoa; Chordata; Lepidosauria; Squamata; Anolidae. Gene Ontology annotation, cellular component: nucleus. The transcript has 10 exons.
UUGGGAGGGAGUAGAAGGGGGAGUUAGGUAAUGAUUUGUCAUCCCGAGAGCCCGGGACAGUAGUUGUCAAACCAACUCUGUUGGAAACCCUAGCUGUGAUUGACAGCAGGGUCGUGGGGCCCCUUCCGUCUCUGUUGACAGUAAUAAUGAGGAUUUGUCAAAGCCUAAUGGACAUGGAAAUGCCAGAUUACGCCGAGGCCCUCGACUCCUCGUACACCAUGUUGGAGUUCGAAAACCUGAGGGUGCUGCCCACAAACUCAUCAGAUGUCAUUGUUUCGGAGUCGGGCAACGCCGGCUUGAUGGUGAACGGCGUCAACUCGUUGUGCUCCAUUUGCGGAGACCGGGCGACGGGGAAGCAUUACGGGGCCUCCAGUUGCGACGGCUGCAAAGGGUUCUUCCGAAGGAGCGUCCGCAAGAACCACAUCUACUCGUGCAGGUUCAGCCGGCAGUGCGUCAUAGACAAAGACAAGAGGAACCAGUGUCGCUACUGCCGGUUGAAGAAAUGCUUCCGGGCAGGAAUGAAGAAAGAAGCUGUGCAGAACGAGCGCGACAGGAUCAGCAUCCGGAGAAGCAGCUACGAGGACAACGGGGCCCUCUCCAUCACCAUCCUGACCCAAGCGGAAGCGAUGGCACAGCAGUACUCAGCUCUCCGUCCCGUCCACAGCGCUGACAUUGCCAUGAAGAAGAUUGCCACCAUCAAUGAUGUGUGCGAGUCCAUGAAGCAGCAGCUCUUGAUUCUCGUCGAGUGGGCCAAAUAUAUCCCAGCAUUCUGUGAGCUUCCCUUGGAUGACCAGGUUGCUUUGCUGAGAGCCCACGCAGGAGAGCAUUUACUACUGGGAGUUGCAAAGAGGUCUCUACCAUACACCGAUUUUCUAUUAUUAGGGAAUGACUUCAUUAUCCCAAUGCAGUGCCCAGAACUAGAAAUCGCCCGUGUAGCUACCAGGAUCUUGGACGAACUGGUGAAACCUCUCCGAGAAAUCCAGAUUGACGAGAACGAAUAUGCUUGCCUCAAAGCCAUUGUCUUCUUUGACCCAGAUUGCAAGGGUCUGAGUGAGCCCAGCAAAGUGAAGAACAUGCGUUUCCAGGUCCAGGUGAACUUGGAAGACUACAUCAACGACCGGCAGUACGACUCCCGGGGCAGGUUCAGCGACAUCCUCCUCCUCUUGCCCCCCCUCCAGAGCAUCACUUGGCAGAUGAUCGAGCAAGUCCAGUUUGUCAAGCUCUUCGGAGUGGCGAGGAUCGACAGCUUGCUGCAGGAGAUGCUCCUGGGAGGAACAUCCAUGGACGUCUCGCAGUAUCAGUCGGGGCCUUCCAGCCUCAAUUUAGAACCUCUUCCAGGACACAUUGUGAUGCCCAGCAACAUUGGCUCUGUCAUCCACACCAUUUCAGUCUCUUCUCCGGAAACGUCCCUUCCGUCUCCUUCCACCAGCACAGGAAGCGAAGAUUACAAGCUCGGCCCAAACCCGGUAGCUGAAGUCUCGACGACGCUUUUGCCGCAGGCUGUUAUACCGAAGCAGGAAAUCCUAUGAAGAAGGAAGCUCAAACACCCCUCUUUGAGUUACCAUCAUAUCUCUUCAACUCAACCAACCUCCUUACCUUGAAGCCAAUUGUCUAUGAAACCCUUUUGUUUAACAAAAUGAGAAAUUUGGAUACUCUACUUUUCCCUCCAGUUUCACAACAUGUUUUUGCUUAAGUGAAAUUAUUAAUGUAUGCAUGCACUUUCACUGGGGUUAGGAACACAGUGAAGACCACGAAUAAAGAAAUUGCAAUGUU